UCUCUUUUGCGACGUGGCUUUUCAGGGUCCAACAUGAACGUCGGGGUGGCCCACAGCGAGGUGAAUCCCAACACCCGGGUGAUGAACAGCCGCGGGAUGUGGCUCACGUACGCGCUGGGCGUGGGCUUGCUCCAUAUUGUUCUCCUCAGCAUCCCUUUCUUCAGCGUUCCUGUUGCGUGGACCUUAACCAACGUCAUUCACAACCUGGGGAUGUACGUCUUCUUGCAUGCGGUAAAAGGGACCCCUUUUGAAACGCCAGACCAAGGUAAAGCUCGGUUACUGACACACUGGGAGCAGCUGGACUACGGCGUGCAGUUUACGUCUUCACGGAAGUUCUUCACGAUCUCGCCGAUCAUUUUGUAUUUCCUGACAAGCUUCUACACAAAAUAUGACCCGACGCACUUCAUCCUGAACACAGCUUCGCUCUUGAGUGUGCUUAUCCCCAAGCUGCCACAACUGCACGGAGUUAGGAUCUUUGGCAUCAACAAAUAUUAAGCGAAGAAGAAAUGGCGUGGAGGCAAAUUUUACCCAAGUUUGGCAUGACCACACUUUGCCUUGGAAGAAGACACUGUUUGCAGCGUCCGUUCAUUUAGUAACCUGCAAAGGGGUGAGGGGGACUUCUUUCUCUCUCCCAAGAUGUAAAUGCUAUCCUUUCAGAGCUGCAUGGGAGAGAAGCAGACUUACUGGAGAUGUGCUCACUUUUGGAGCGUGGGCUUUCUAGAAAGAGCUGGGCAGGCCUGGCUCUACUAUGCUGACGGCAUUGACCGGAUAUAUAUACCCAGCAACCUUAAGCGAUUUGCAGCAAGGGGCAUGAAUAAUGCGAUGGAGACACAAAACGAUAGUCCCCCCGUGGUACUACUGCGUGCGUUUGUGGUAACGGAAAAGACCCCAGUUCUCUGUUUAAGAGAUCGGUUAGGAUCUAAAUGUUGUACAGUAGCCAGUUAUUGUUUCUUGGAUGUGUUUUUGUGCGAUUCGGUGAUGUAAUAGCUCAAAAUGCCUUAUUUAUUCUCGUGACCUUUUGAUCAUUAAGCUUCUCUAGCAUGAGAUGCUCAGCUUCAGGAGACUGGCUCAUCAGUCUCCCGUCUUCCUUAGAAAAACUGAUAUAUUUCUGGCUCGUUUUGCAGACGUGGCCGGUUAGUCUGAAGCAUUUGGAAUUACCCGCAAAUGGUAACUUUUAUCUUUUCAAAGUGGAAGGCGGUUUCUUUCUGCCUUAAGAGUUGGGGUCUGUAAAGUCCACUCGAGAGAAGGUGAGGUUUCAACUUCAGAAACCAGUGUGAACUGCUGGGUAAUCUGACAACCUUUCUCUACUUAGUUGGCUGACAAAAUACCUAGUAUUUCUGUGAGUAAAAACGUUGUGGGUUUUGUUUUUUUGAUUUUUUUUUUUGAGGGGGGGAAGUAAUCCAUUGCUGUGCUUAGAAUUUCUGAGUGAUAGAAGGCUCUAGUACCAAGCCCAUUAAUAAGAAUUCUAAAUCUAAUAAGUUUAUGGUGCAGUCCUAAAUGGAUUUACACCCUCCUAAAUCCAUUGAAGUCGAUGGGCUUUCAGGGCUCUUUUUCUAGCAGGAGCUCCUCUGCAUAUUAGGCCACGCCCCCCUGAUGUAGCCAAUCAUCCUGGAGCUUAGAGGGCUCUAAGUACAGGGCUUACUGUAAGCUACAUGAGGAUUGGAUACAUCAGGAGGGGGUGUGGCCUAAUAUGCAGAGGAGCUUCUGCUAGAAAAAGAGCCCUGCUUGCAUUAUAUGUGCAGCGGAGAACUUUUCAGAAGGGAGUUAAGAGAAAGCAUAAGAGCUGAGGUAGUUUGGCAGGCGAUUUGGUUUUGAAGGCUGGAAACUGCUUUGCCCUAUCAAGAGUCCUGUUUUGAGAGCUGCAUUAGUGCAGUUGUGCUGAGUGCGAGAAAAGUUGGCGCGACAAGGAGACUUUGUGCGAACCAAAUGUUUUGUGCGACCACAGAAAGAGGCCGUUGCUUUCUUCUCUUAGAAAAAAGUGCAUCUGAUAAACUUUGAUCUGCCAGAGUGCAUCUGAUAAACUUUGAUCUGGGUCAAGGAAACCUGGGAUGUCCUGCCUACAGUAAUUGUGGAAUUCAAACCGGUAUUGAUGUAUAUACUCGAAGUAAUAAUUGGCUGUUUUCAAGAAACACUUUACUGUUUGUUAUCCCAGCUCUCUGAGAAAAAUGUCUUUUUGAACCAUGUCAGUGUUUUUAUAUUAAUAAAAUGAAUGACUUUGAGACUGG
This is a messenger RNA of Heteronotia binoei (common prickly gecko), 2225 nucleotides long. RefSeq names its product ORMDL sphingolipid biosynthesis regulator 1 (gene ORMDL1). Lineage: Eukaryota; Metazoa; Chordata; Lepidosauria; Squamata; Gekkonidae. The record is from RefSeq and is a predicted model, not a curated record. Bases 34 to 495 code for a protein of 153 amino acids. Gene Ontology annotation, biological process: ceramide metabolic process; negative regulation of ceramide biosynthetic process; intracellular sphingolipid homeostasis. The transcript is spliced from 3 exons. Gene Ontology annotation, cellular component: endoplasmic reticulum membrane.